Molecule: messenger RNA, 4243 nt
Organism: Haliotis rufescens (red abalone)
Lineage: Eukaryota; Metazoa; Mollusca; Gastropoda; Lepetellida; Haliotidae
Product: GMP reductase 2-like
Exons: 7
Coding region: 190-1245 (351 amino acids)
Biological process (GO): nucleotide metabolic process
Cellular component (GO): GMP reductase complex
Molecular function (GO): GMP reductase activity
Source: RefSeq, a predicted model, not a curated record
ACCAGAGAUCCAUACAGUGCUUAUACUAUUGGAUUACAGCAGGAAGACAAGGUUAGGAGUCCAGUAAGAUGGCACGAAUAUAAUAAUUUGCAGAGGAAGAAUUAAUAGACCACGCGAGAUCGCGCUCUAACAAGUGACUUUGUCAGUGACCGGAGAGAGUAGCCAGUAGCAGAUCAAGCGUUUUCCAACAUGCCGAGAAUCGACAAUGAUAUCAAGUUGGAUUUCAAGGAUGUCCUAGUGCGUCCAAAGCGCAGCACAAUCAGGAGCCGCGCAGAUGUUGACCUCACAAGGUCGUUCAUCUUCCGCAACUCCGGCCUCACAUACACCGGAAUUCCUGUCAUGGCAGCCAACAUGGACACAGUUGGCACCUUCGAGAUGGCCAAGGCAUUUGCAAAGCACAAGAUGUUCACUACCAUCCACAAACACUACUCGCCUGCAGCCUGGAAGGAGUUUGUGGACAACAACACCGAAACACUUGAGCACAUUGCCGUGAGCGCCGGUAUUGCUGAGGGGGACAUGCAGAAACUAAGUGACAUUCUGGAACUGGCACCACAGAUCAAGUUCAUCUGUCUGGAUGUUGCUAACGGUUACUCGGAACACUUUGUGCAGUUCGUCAGGGAUGUCCGCAAGAAGUUUCCCAAAAAGACAAUCAUGGCAGGUAACGUGGUGACGGGGGAGAUGGUGGAGGAGCUGAUCCUGUCGGGGGCAGACAUCAUCAAGGUCGGGAUUGGCCCCGGCUCCGUGUGCACCACCAGGAAGAAGACUGGCGUCGGCUACCCACAGCUCAGUGCCGUCAUGGAAUGUGCCGACGCCGCCCAUGGCCUCGGGGGACAUAUCAUAUCGGAUGGGGGCUGCACGUGUCCUGGUGAUGUGGCGAAGGCGUUCGGAGCAGGUGCGGACUACGUGAUGUUGGGGGGCAUGCUGGCUGGACACAACGAGUCGGGAGGGGAAAUGAUCGAGAAGAAUGGCAAGAAGAUUAAACUGUUCUAUGGGAUGAGCUCAGCCACUGCGAUGAAGAAACAUUCUGGAGGGGUCGCUGAGUACAGGGCCUCUGAAGGGAAGACAGUUGAGAUCGAGUACCGUGGAGAGGUCGAAGCUACAAUUCAGGACAUUCUUGGGGGUAUCCGGUCCACCUGCACAUAUGUCGGGGCAUCCAAGCUGAAGGAGUUGAGUCGCAGGACAACAUUUAUACGCUGUACACAACAGAUAAAUGAAGUCUUCACAGCCUUUACCACCCAACAUUAGCUGCUUCAAUCCAUCCAGCUUAGAGUGAUCUCCCCUUGUUUAAAAACAUGGCACAAUAGUGGUGUUGAUUGCUGCUAACAAGCCAUCUCUGGGUUAAAUUAUUUGUUUUUGUAAGCUAAGUGGACAAUUAGAUUAUAUUUCAUGUAUGGUAAUAUCUGUGCUUAUACAAGUGAAUAUAUUUUGCAUCCUUUAACAUCUACAGUAGUAGGCAAGGGGAGACCACUGAUAUUUGCUGGUUAUGGGUUGCUUCCCUUGACUAUUCUGGCAUGUGACAAUUUAUUGUCCUGUGCCAUGUGUCAGAGGGCUGUGUGGGGAGUGAAGAUAGUUUGGAUGACUUGUCUGGAAGCUUGGCACCUUUUGAUAGCAUUUACUUGUUUGUAUGAAUACCUUUACUCUUUGUAAAUGACAUUUAAAUUGUCUGGCAAGCUCAAAAAUAGGUUUGGGGAAUUAUUUAUUAAACUGUGAAUUUACGUAUUUGGUGAAGCAUAAUAUGAACAAAUAAUGAAACAAAGUUGAAAGAAAUCUUGGGUGAGCAUCUCAAUGUACACAAGUAUUACUGAGGUAUUAUGACCAGAACAAACCAUGUCAAUUAUCAAUCUUUUCAUUCAUAUACAAUCUUUAUGUUUCUAUCUCAAUGUUUCCACCAUCUUAAUAUACACAAGAAUGUUAACUAGAGCUUAUAUUUUGUUUCUUUGUCCGAGAAACCAUCUUCAACAUGGCUCCAAAAUCAUUUUAUAGCAUUUAUGAACCAUAACCAUUUUAUUGAUUAACUCACACAUAACUAAAGAUUUCCGUAUUUGGGGAUAAUUUCUAAAUUUUGUUUACUUUAUAUUUUGUGUAUUCAAUCUUUGAUAUGGAAGGACUGCUGAAAUAUUUAUCAAAACAUGUAUAGGAAACAUCUUUGUCAUGUAUGCUGUUGCCAUUUUUGAGAAGCCCAUGGAUAUUUUGGGUUACCCUGGUAAAAUUGGUUUCCGCAACCUAUGCUGAAACGAUCAGGUGGUCAUGUUCGUGGCUUUGUUGAUGGUGUUAAUGUGUUCUGACAACAAGAUGACAGGUGCUUUUGCAUGUCCAGUAUAUGACGAAUUGUAAGAUAAUCACAGGUAGACUCGGGUAGUGUUUGCCAGCUAGUCAGUCCACAGCUCUUUUUAGCAGUUAUGGCCUGAUGGAACUUGUGGUUGGUUGGUUGGUUUGUUGUUUAACGCCGCACUCAGCAAUAUUCCAGCUAUAUGACGGGUGUGUGUAAAUAAUCAAGUCUGGACCUGACAAUCCAGUGAUUGAUAUCAUGAGCAUCGAUCAAUGCAAUUGGGAUUGAUGACAUGCAUCAACCAAGUCAGCAAGCCUGACCACCCGAUCCCAUUAGUCGCCUCUUACAAGCAUGGGUUGCACAAGACCAUUUCUAACCUGGGUCUUCACAGAUGACAUCUUCAUUGAAGUCCCAGCAUUUUUGUGAUCAUUUCCCAGCAUUACGAUCCAAGAAUAAGAAGAUGACUGUUAUCCUGUAGACAGCUGGGAAUCCCAGGGCAACCAGAAGUAGUUGCUUUGUAGACAUCUGAAAAUGCUAAUGCAUUUUGGAAAACUUUGUACACCAUUUUAAUGGCACAGUAACCAAGAUGAUUUCUGAACACUUGUAUUUGUUGAUGUAGACCGGUGACACUCCCAACUGGUAGUCUUGAGUUUCAUCCUAUUGUAUAACCUUUACUUCCUGUUAGCUAUACAUGUUUAUUGUGGGCUCUACAACUGCUACAGUGGGCGGGACGUUUUGUUUAAUGUUCAUUAGCCGUUGACCUUGCGAACUUACAGUUUGGAUAUAUAUAUGUAUUUGUGUUUUGGGUGUGUAUUUGUUGUUUUAUCUCUUCAGAUUGUGUUGAAAUGGUGAAAAAUGAUGGGAUAUGGAGAGAGCUACUCACUGUGAUAGAUUUUUAGGUGUAUGGGUAUAUAAACAAGGGAAGCAAAAUCUGAGGGUAAAAUAUAUUUUUUGGGGUCAUUUUAUUCCACAUUUAGAGGCGACUCCUGUGUUGUGAUAAUUAUAGAGUAAUUAUUUUUGGGAACCUUUUUCUGACAUAUCUAACCUCAAUCUUCUUUAAUGUUGAAUGGUUUGUACCCAAGUACAAGUGGUAGCAAGUUGUUUUGUAAACACCUGGUAUCAUCACUAUUGGAUAGCGAUUUAUAAACACCUGGUAUCAUCACUAUUGGAUAGUGAUUCAUAAACACUUGGUAUCAUCACUAUUGGAUAGCGAUUCAUAAACACUUGGUAUCAUCACUAUUGGAUAACAAUUCAUAAACACCUGGUAUCAUCACUAUUGGAUAGUGAUUCAUAAACACAUGCUAAUACAGUCAUUAUUUCCACAAAUUAACAAUGACUGAUAAAUCAUUAUGAAGAGGCACUAGGGAUCUCACAGACUUCUAUUUAUGGUGUUAGUUAACAGUGUUGAGCAUGUGAAUCAGAAAGCAGUGAUUUUGCCCAAGACAAAACACAGAGGGAUAUAUUCAUCACAUGUCAACUUGGGACAUUCUUCUUUAUCUUGAUAAAAUUUGAAAAAUAUCAUGAGGACAUUUUGGAUGACAGUCGGAGGUUUGAAAACCCAGCAAGUGUUUCGAUCUUGAUGUCCUUUGUUGUGUUCCAGAGGUAUAGGAAAGUUCCACGAGUUCAUUCUCCAGCAUUCCCAGCCCAGCCCUGUAUACAGUGCCAUAUGCGUUGAAUGUUUCAGAACGGUUGAGACGGUGGACAUGAUAUACAUCUGAAAAUAUCCAGAUAAGGACUAAGUCUUAAUUUGAAAGGCAUUUAGAAGUGAUUCACGUAAGACCAUUUAGUUCACUGCAAAGACUGUCAGAUAACGUUCUGGCCAAUCAAAUUACAGCUUUCUAAGGAGGGAUGAAGUGUGAAUAUACUUCCUUGAAUGAUAGUGGAUGGCUGUUUCCACGGCAACAUGUUACUGGUUUGUUAUGAGAGUGUUAGUAUUGUUUUGUCUGUUGGACUUGCAUUAAAACCUGAAUGCUG